Messenger RNA from Oncorhynchus mykiss (rainbow trout), 2022 nucleotides. RefSeq names its product cytochrome P450 family 27 subfamily A member 3 (gene cyp27a3). Gene Ontology annotation, molecular function: heme binding; monooxygenase activity; iron ion binding. NCBI's taxonomy places the organism in Eukaryota, Metazoa, Chordata, Actinopteri, Salmoniformes, Salmonidae. Gene Ontology annotation, cellular component: mitochondrial inner membrane. Gene Ontology annotation, biological process: cortisol metabolic process; cholesterol metabolic process; cellular response to peptide hormone stimulus. The record is from RefSeq and is a predicted model, not a curated record.
AAACUAGGACAAUAGUGGCAGUUGGAUGGCUGGCUGCGCUCUCAGUAUAUAUAAAAACAAGUGGCCAUUAUAAUAGGCAUAUCAUAGGCAGGAGAGAGCUCAGUCGUACGGAUAAGAAUAACAGGCUACACUUUCCAGCAGUCGGAAGGACAAUUUAUGCGUCAACAUGUUUAGCAGAUCUUUAUUACAGAUCGGACUGCGUGUUUGUACACAGGAGAAUAGGAACGGGAUUAAAAGAGUGACACCGACGUUAACCUACAUUAGUGACAGGCGGCGCGAUGCCUCUACCACUAUCGUGGGGGACAACAAUAAACAGAAAACUAUGGAUGAUUUGGAUGGGCCUAGUUUUCUGAGAUCUUUAUAUUGGCUUUUCGGGAAAGGGUAUUUUCAAACAACACAUCAAAUGCAAAUUGAACACAGCAAGAUCUAUGGCCCUCUGUGGAAGUCAAAGUACGGGCCCUUGGUGAUAGUGAAUGUGGCCAGUGCUGAGCUGAUUGAGCAGGUGUUGAGACAGGAGGGCCGCCAUCCCACCCGCAUGGACAUGCCCCACUGGAGGAGUUACCGCGAGCUGAGGAACCACGCCUAUGGGCCCCUCACAGAGAUGGGUGCUCAGUGGCAGCGGAUCAGGAGUAUCCUGAACCCGCGGAUGCUGAAGCCUAAGCAUGUCUCAGCCUACACCAACGCCAUCAAUGACGUGGUCACAGACUUCAUAGAAAAGGUGGCAUGGCUCAGGGAGACCAAGGGAGAAGGGGUCAUGGUGAACGAUCUGGCUGGAGAACUCUACAAGUUCGCCUUUGAAGGGAUCUGUUCUGUGCUGUUUGAGACCCGUAUGGGCUGUCUGAAUGAGGAGGUUCCUGAAGAGACCCAGAAGUUCAUUUUUUCAGUAGGAGAGAUGUUUCGCCUCUCCCCCAUCAUCGUUCUCUUCCCCAAGUCCACCUGGCCCUACCUCCCCGUCUGGAAACAUUUUGUGGCUGUCUGGGAUCACCUCUUCAAAGUUGCGGAGGAGCAGGUGCGUCAGAAGAUGGAGGAGAUCCAGGAGAGGAUCUCCCUGGGCCAGCCAGUGCAGGGAGAGUACCUCACACACCUCCUUGUCAGCGAACAGAUGUCUGUCACUGAGAUACUGGGCUCCAUCACUGAGCUACUGCUGGCUGGGGUCGACACAACGUCCAACACCGUCUCGUGGUCUCUGUACCACAUGGCCCUGGAGCCAGAGAUCCAGGAGAAGCUGUACCAGGAAGUGAUCAGUGUCUGCCCGGGGGACAAGGUGCCAACUAGUGAUGACAUCGCCAGAAUGCCCUGGCUUAAGACUGUUGUCAGGGAGACACUACGGAUGUACCCAGUAGUACCCGGGAAUGCCCGCAUCAAUGUGGAAAAUGAAAUAGUCGUGGGGGACCACCUCUUCCCCAAAAAUACCCUGUUCCACCUGUGUCACUAUGCCGUGUCCUAUGACCAGACAGUGUUCCCGGAGCCCCAUGCCUUCCUGCCACAGCGCUGGCUCCGUGGCGGCCGGGGGGAAGACAAGAAGAACCAGCACCCCUUCGGCUCCGUGCCCUUCGGUUUCGGGGUCCGGGCCUGCCUGGGCCGGAGGGUGGCCGAGCUGGAGAUGUACCUCAUCCUUUCAAGGUUGAUAAAACACUAUGAGAUACGUGCAGAUCCUGCUGGAGCCACAGUUAAGCCAAUCACAAGAACCCUUCUUGUCCCUGCUACCCCAAUCAACCUGCAGUUUAUUAAUAGGACAGUCCAGUAGCAAGAGGAACCAAUGGCAGCAGAAGGAAUUUCCCUAUGAACCACAUUAGUAUCAAAGGUGGUAUAUUAUAUUGACAAGAUAAACAAGUGACCGCUGUGACAAUGGAAAUAUAUAUCCUGAAAGAUAGAGGAAGCCAGAUCAGGUGAGGCCAUUCUAGCCAAUGAAAGGGCAGAUGUGUGUGAACAACAGGCCAAAGAUAUAGAUAGAGGACUCAUCUUUGUAUCUGUGCUAUUAUAUAUUUAUUUUUGUUAUUUGAUUAUUUAAAAAAAACAUUU